This is a messenger RNA of Penicillium bovifimosum, 1359 nucleotides long. RefSeq lists its product as uncharacterized. NCBI's taxonomy places the organism in Eukaryota, Fungi, Ascomycota, Eurotiomycetes, Eurotiales, Aspergillaceae. The annotation marks the transcript as partial. The transcript has 5 exons. The record is from RefSeq and is a predicted model, not a curated record.
GAUAGCAUGUUUGUUUUUAUUUCCAUGAAGGCCCCGAAUGACCGCACAGCGAAGCGCCUUGCCCGAUCGCAUGCUGUAACGCGCGGUCUUCGGAGUAAAAGAAGACUUCAGCAAACUUCAGGUCAUAAUUUCCGUGUUGUAUGCCUUGAGAACGGUCAGAGCCGACGUGUGCGAGAAGAGAAGCAUUCCGAGGCUCUUAUCACACAACCAGCGUCCCUCACUGCAGGCUCCGAUCCAUUCCAAAUGCUCGCUGCAGAGUCGCCGACAUUACGGGCAUUGCUAAGCAGAGAAAGGGUUCAACAAUUGACGGAGCCGGUGUUCAGUGUUGCUGACGAACUCGUGCUUCAAAAUUUCCGCUCUGUCCUUCGAAAAGGACUAGAUGAUAACGCUCUUCUGAGCGCCGUUAUGCUCACGUUCUCAUUUAAAGCCACAGAAAGCGUGACCAGCAGAAAGUACCUCGAAUACCAAAACCAGGCUCUAAGUUCUAUCCGUCAAAGACUGAGUUCUCCGGAUAGGGCUGCUACAGAGUCUACAAUAGGGACUAUUCUGCUACUAGCCGGUAUAGAGGUCCGGCUUGGAAUGCCACGCCAAGUACAGCUUCAUAUGGGGGCAAUACAACACAUUCUUGACGUAUGCCAAAGAAAAGGCGUCUAUCUGAGCGAUGAUAUCAAACGUGCGAUCUUCUGGUCAGAUUUGAAUGGUUCGGUCAUGACAGGCUCAACCCGAGUUGUUGACCACACAACCUUUUCUGAGCUCCAGUGGAAGAGAGACCUUUCCCAUCCGGACAUAUUUAUCCUUCCACCUGGAUUUCAAAAACACUCCAAUGAGCUAGGUCAAGCUUUCGUUGAAAUCCUCAAGGACGUAUUUGCAUUGCAAUGUAUCCGAGAUUCAGCCAUCAUUGGCAAAGAGGAUGUAAUGUCGAUGGCACAAAUCGAUAACCACCAAGCAUCUAUCCAGUCGAGGUUAGUGAGCUUGCCAGUUCGCUCACCCAUCUCACAAUGUUGCCACCAAGCGGCAUAUCUAUGCUCGACUAUGCUGCGCUGCAAAAUCUGGCGGACUUCUACCAUUCCUUCCCACCUUUCCUUACAAUUACUCUGCGAAUUACAAGCAGCGAGUGAUAGUCUAGUAUGGGAUGAUUCGCCUGAUCUGUUGGCUUGGCUCUUGCACAUCGGGGGUGCUUUCGCCCCCGCAGGCCCUAUACGACAAGGCUACGUGCGAUUGUUGCAUUUGAACCACAACAGAUUGAGACGGCUAUAUACAUCAUGGCCAGAACUUCUUACGGUUCUUAAGCAGUUUAUAUGGUCUGACAGCGCAUUUUUGUCCCAGGUUAAGGCCUUCUGGGAAGAAAAUUCCCUCUAG